AUGAAAACUUCAAAUCCUGAUGAUGGCCCCAGAGUUUAUGGUAUAUUUCCAGGAAGACUUGAACAGUUUAUUCCUAAUGUUCGAGCAUUGACUAGUCGGGAAGUCCAGUAUCCUCGUUUAUCAAAACAAAUAGCUGAGCAUGUAGCUGCAUUUCAUAAGCUAAAACUUCCUCUUUCAAAGGAAGGAACUUGGUUUUUGGAUUCACUUCAAAUGCACGUGGUUGAAAACAGCCAAUCACCAGUUUUCUUCUGCCAUAAUGACGUACAACCAGGAAACUUGUUGGUGAAAGCAAAUGAAGAUCUCGAUGAGGCAAAAAUUCGUGUGAUUGAUUUUGAAUAUUCUUGUUAUAACUACAGAGGAUACGAUAUUGGUAACCACUUCAGUGAAUGGAUAUUUGAUUACAAUCAUCCACAUUAUCCCUUUUUUACCGGAGACGUCACCAAAUAUCCCUCUUAUGAUCAAAAGAUUGUCUCUUCUUUCUCAUUUCUUUUGGGCGAUGUUUUCAAUUCUUCAGAGUUAUAA
Xenia sp. Carnegie-2017 is the source of this 522-nucleotide messenger RNA. RefSeq names its product choline kinase alpha-like. Gene Ontology annotation, cellular component: cytoplasm. Gene Ontology annotation, biological process: CDP-choline pathway; phosphatidylethanolamine biosynthetic process. Lineage: Eukaryota; Metazoa; Cnidaria; Anthozoa; Malacalcyonacea; Xeniidae. Gene Ontology annotation, molecular function: ethanolamine kinase activity; choline kinase activity. The record is from RefSeq and is a predicted model, not a curated record.